Dicentrarchus labrax (European seabass) is the source of this 4973-nucleotide messenger RNA. RefSeq lists its product as uncharacterized. Lineage: Eukaryota; Metazoa; Chordata; Actinopteri; Moronidae. The coding region runs from base 133 to 1476 and encodes 447 amino acids. The transcript is spliced from 5 exons. The record is from RefSeq and is a predicted model, not a curated record.
ACUGAGGGGAAACCGCAGACAGAGACUGUGAGCGCAUUCACUCUCUUCCUCCAAUCUUUCGCCACCGGCUCUAACAUCAGGAAGAGAACACGCACAGUCUUUCAGUUAGGAAUCAAUGUCGUCUGUGGCUGGAUGGCAAAAGAAUUAACAAGGAAGUUCUUCUUCCUCUUCGCUGCUACCUUGGUCUUCCUCAUCUUCAUCACUGUGAGAACGCCUAGGAUAUACAGGUCCAUCCCAAAGCCGCGAUGGGCUGCAAAGAUUUGCCCCUUCUGCAUCUCUGAGGAGACCAUCACCCCCCUCAACAAUACUAAACACUUACUAAUAUCAGCCUUCAUGGACCAGAGAGUGAAUGGCUUUGAUAUACGCAUCAUUGGGUUAUUUAGGAGAGACUCCAUCCAACCUCUUUACUGUCUUUUCUGCUGUGAGGGCCACUUAUCAACUACAACUCCAACAAAUAUUUUACAACACUCAGACAACUUUGGUUUUCCCUUUGUCACUACGGAUGUCAUGUGUCAGAUUCCUCAAGACUGCACUCCCUCACAUGUUACUCUUCUGACUCAGACUGAGCCAGACAGGCAGAGGAUAUUUAACCAAACUUGGCUUCCCAUAAGAAACAAAAAGAGUGAGGGGAACGAGGGGGGAAAGUUGCAGUUUAACUUCACAGUCUGCAUCUCCAACCUGUUUGGAGACUACAACAACGUGCUUCAGUAUGCACAGACCCUGGAGAUGUACAGAAUGCUGGGUGUGGACAGAGUGGUGAUCUAUAACACCAGCUGCGGCCCAGACCUCAACCGCCUGUUGCAGAGCUACGUCCAGGAGGGCUUCGUGGAGAUGGUUCCUUGGCCCAUCGACAAGCAUCUGAAUCCAUCAAGUGGCUGGCUCUUCUCCAAGUAUGGGGGGGACGUGCACUAUUUUGGCCAGCUGACCACUCUCAAUGAGUGCAUUUACAGAUCCAUGGACCGGUCCCGCUACGUCCUGCUGAACGACAUAGAUGAGAUUAUAAUGCCAUACCAACACAACAACUUGAUGUCUCUGAUGAACAUGCUCCAACAGCAGCAUCCAAAGACGGGGGUGUUCCUCAUUGAGAACCACAUCUUUCCCAAGAAACCCUUUGAGGAAAGUAAAAGGGGGCCCCUGCCUCGAUGGAGAGGGGUGUCUGGCUUUAAUAUCCUGGAGCACAUCUACAGGGAGGAGCCUGACAGAAAGAUAUACCACCCCCACAAGUUGAUCAUUCAACCAAAGUCGGUGGAGCAGACCUCAGUACAUGAAGUGCUCAAGAUGUUUGGACAAAUGUUCAAGGUUCCACCGGACAUCUGUCGGAUCAUUCAUAGCCCAAUCAGUACCCCGACACAACGGCCAGUGGAGCAGCUCCACGUGGACACCCGACUGUGGGACUUUAAAGACCAACUGUUGCCCGCUGUCACCAAGGUGCUGGGGAGAGUGGGGCUGCUGAGCUCAGAACCGUUCAAAGUGUGAUGGCUAGGGUCGUCGCAAUCUUGGCAGCAGGUUUGGGUAUCACAACACGGUGCCAAUAUGGUUCUAUACGACUGGUAUCUACCAGACUGAAUCACAAUGCAGAUGUCGGUGCCUCAUUUCGUUACCUGAGCUGUCAUUAAUCUAUGGUGUGGAUGUUACAGGCAACGGAGGCAUCAACACACGUCAUAUUGCUAGUUACAGAUACCACAACUCUCUCUCUACUUGGCUCUGGCAGCAGGUAACCUACUGUUAGCCAGUAGCUACCUUGAACACAUUAAAAUGCCAAACUAAACGGUCUUGAGUGUAGCUGAUUGGAUGCAUAGUUAUGAAUAGUAUAUGCUACGUGACUUUCCAUUAAUUUAUGUUGUCUCUUGAUGAUGACUACAGCAGCAAAUAUGAUCAUAUUUCUGCUGAAGAAUUGCUGAAAUUUGAAGCUGGGGUUAUUUAAGCCCAGUGUCGACCAGAGAUUCAAGACGAGAUAAAACAGGUUUUGGAACAUUGAAGGUAAAAGAGUUGCAGCAGGGUGAACUGGUAGUCUCAGCUCAACUCAAGCUGGCUGAUGGCAUGUACAACUCAGCUUGUCAAAUCUUUAGUGGCUGGUUUUAGAAUGUAAUGCACGUCACCUGUUUCAACAGCCAAUCGGAUUUUUGCCAAGUCAGCUGGUUAAUUCGGUUAAAAACUGCCAGCUGGCCGAAACGGCAGAUAUUUGGAGGGAGGAAAGAGGGGAUCACCUCAUCAAUUAGUUUUACACAAACCUUAAAAUUUACCAAAUUCUCAACCCUCUCAUAUUAUUUUUUCAUUGUUUCAUCAAAAAAAUGCAACUGUAGCAAAUCACUAUUCUCAUUUUAUGUUUUAGGACACUACAAAUGAUAUCCAGCUACAAAAAAAGUUUGAAAAUCUAGCAGUUAGAUAGUUAGUACAGAGCUUCGUUGCUAUUGAGAAGAUGCACUGUCUUGUCCUACUGGUGUAAACUGGCAGGGUUUCAGUGUUGCACCAGCAAGCCACAAGUAGUUUCAACUUCAAUCUUUGGUCUGAACUGGGCAUUAGUGCUAAAUCACUUAAUUUGUUAAGUUGUUUUAUUUUGUUUGUAUUUAUAUAUUAAAGUAUACUUUACACUGUGGACAUUUUAACAUGAGGCCUUAUGGAUAUUGACUCACUUCUGUAUCCAGUCUCAAGUGGUCAUCCGAGGCACUGCAGUUUUUGUUACUUCUAUGCUGGCUUCAUGUGCCAGCCACAGAGCUCGCUGCUUGGAGAAAAUCAGACUUAUUCUGCACCUCCUCUUGGUUCUGUUUUUGGUACACAAAUGUAUCCUGUGAAAGGAAGACUUUGGCUUAAUUACAGGUCAUUUGAAAGAGACGAAAAACCCAGCAGAAAGUCCUGCAACAUGUGAUGAAUUUCAAAUACUUCCAGCAAUAACAGCAAAUUGUACAAAGUGCGAGCAAACACAUCCUGGUUCCACACAGAGCUCAUUAUGUUCAAUGCCACAGCAAGUGGCACGAUAACAGUGGCUUUAAUGGUCCAUUUGAAGACUCCUUAGUAUAUGAAGAACUGUGAUGUAUAAGUGUGACUGUAUACUGCCUCUGCUUCUAUGCUGCUUUUAUAUUUCACACCAGCAGACCAAAAAAUCAUAUGGAAUUACAUAUUUCAGGUUUUAAUCAUUUACUGCAACAAUACACAAGUUUGACAGUGUGGCUCUGCUCAUAUGAUGCUCUGUAACAGCUGGUGGCUUCAUUCUGUGGGUGAACUUAGUAGAAGAAACUUCAUAGCACAAGUCAUCCUACAGUAUCUCUAUUGGUCAUGUAAAACUCACCUUACCAUCUCAUUACGACUGACUGAUUUGCCAAACAUAAGGCAUUUAUUUUAUUAUUCUCUGUUUAAUACUUAAUCACCUGUUAAAACACAACAAAGUUUUUUUAAUGGUAAAUAAUAAAAAAAAAAAUUUCCUGAGGCUAGCAACCACUGCUUUAGAUCAUAGCUUGACCCAGUCUCUCAUAAAACAUUUGCAUAUGAGUAAAUACUUUGUGUAUAUGGGAGGUUGUUACAGUGGUGGUUAAAUGCGUGAAAGCAUGCAGCAGGGAAGCAGUGACGGUGCAGAGCUUUGCAUUGAUGUGUGCAGAAUGAAGAUAUUCUGGUCUGCUGUGAAAACUUUGCACUGUUUUAGAGAGAGUGUGUGUGUGUGUGCGCGCGCGCGCAUGCGUGUGCGUGUGCAUACUUCCUUUGCCUAUAACAGCGAAUCAUACUAGGUGCGUGUGAGCACAUAUGAAGAACUGUAAUGUAGAAGUGUGACUGUAUACUGCCUCUGCUUCUGUGUUUUUUUUAUAUCCACACUGAUCAUUUCACACUCAAAAAUCAUAUAGAAUUACAUAUUUCAGGUUUUAAUAAUUUACCGCAAUAAUACACAAGUUUGGCAGUGUGGCUCUGCUCAUGAUGCUCUGGAACAGCUUGUGGCUUCAGUCUGUGGGUUGUGAAAAGUUGUGACCUAAAACCUAUAUUUGGAUGAACAAUAAAAUGAGAGGAAAUAUUUGACCUUUAGUAUUCAUUAAACUGUCAGAAUCAACCAAGAAAGUCUUACCAGAUUGUCCCAUUUACCGUACACCGUUGGCUUUCAUGACAGGAUUAUAAUAGGUGUGGUCAAUAACAAAUGUCAACUUUAGGGUAGCUCUUAAAUUUUUAUGCACAUAGACUUCUUGAAUUAAGAAUUAAAAUUUUAAUAUGACUUUAUAGGAUACAGUCCAGUAUUGGUUCAAAGGCUAAUAAUUAUCAGGGAUUUUAUUUUAAGUUAAACUGGGAUGAGACUCAUGAUAUUAGUAGCUUACCUCAUCUUACCCAACUUUGUUCAGAUUUUGAAUCUGUUUUUAUUGAUAAAUGCUUUGUGCAUUGUAGCUACUGACAACUGUUAUAACCUCAAAGGAAGAGUGUGAAAUUAUGGGUAAUGUGUUUAUUCGCUUUCUUGCGUGUUAGAUAAGAAGACUGUUACCACUUUCAUGUAUGUACGGUAAAUGUGAAGUUACAGCCAGCAGCUGCUUAGCUUAGCAUAAAAACUGGAAACGGGGGGGAAAAGAGCCAGCCUGUCUCUCUCCAAAUCAGCCUACCAACAGGUCUAAAGUUCACUAAUUGUAAUAUCUUGUUUGUGUGUAAAAGCAGAUAGUCGUUUCCAGGAAGUAACUGCAUCCUGUCAAGAAACAAUCUGAUGUUACACUAUAUUGUGUAUAUCUAGAUUCUGAUGAUCUGCUGAUGACUGCAUCCAGUUCAAACUGACAUCCCCGGCCUGACCAUGGUGCUCUGGACGUUCGGCAAUCCUAUAACUCACAGGACCCUGUGGUCUCUAAACGCUUGUACUGUAUCACUGAACAUGAUUUUAGUUAUUUAUUUGCUUAAAAGGGAUACACUUUUAGAUAAGUAGCUCUUGCUUCUGCGUGGUUUGAAUUCUCUUAAUGUAAGUCGGUUUUCAUCUGCCUGUAAUGUACAUGGAAAAAAUAAAUGUAAUUUAGAGAUUA